Messenger RNA from Paramecium tetraurelia, 174 nucleotides. RefSeq lists its product as uncharacterized. The transcript has a single exon. The record is from RefSeq and is a predicted model, not a curated record. The annotation marks the transcript as partial. NCBI's taxonomy places the organism in Eukaryota, Ciliophora, Oligohymenophorea, Peniculida, Parameciidae.
AUGAUAGUGGUUAAAAAGAAUGUAUGGCUUGUAAUUCUGCUUGUACAUCAUGUGUUGGUCUUUCCAAUAACUGUCAAUCCUGUGUCUCUAACUUUUAUUUGGAUAACUCAACAUGUACUGAUUGUCCAGACCCUUGUAUAACUUGUAGUGCAAUAAACACCUGUCAAUCAUGCA